UACAACAUAUUGGAAUUAUUAAGAAACACUUCAUUGCCUGGUUUUGUUAGACACUUAAGAUCUUUCUCAGUUUGACAAGGUUUGCACACGCUUUUAAAAUUCAACCCCCUGGCCUAGUAGGCAGUUAAUUGUCAUGUUUGGCGCGGCAGCCGCGCAGGCAAAGCCGGCGCAUAACCCAAACGGCGACUUGGAGGUGCCGGCACCAGCUGACUUGGACUCCAUAAGUAGCCUUACUUUCAGUCCAGCAAGCGAUUUCUUUGCCGUGACAUCCUGGAACAAUAGUGCCUACGUAUGGCAAUAUAAUGCACAAGGGCAAACUUUCGCUAAGGCGCAAAAUACCGGAACUCAGCCAGUCCUUACAAGUUGUUGGAAACACGAUGGAAGCGGUAUCUUUCUGGGCGGCUGUGACAAGGCGGUCCGGCUCUGGGACUUGGCAAGCAACCAGGCAGUGCAGGUGGCUAUGCACGAUGCGCCAGUGCGGCAGGUAACAUGGUGCCCGCAGAUGAAUCUACUGAUAACUGGCUCGUGGGACAAAACAUUCCGGUAUUGGGACACGAGGUCCCCCACGCCUGCGCACACGGGCGCACUCCCGGAGCGGGUUUACGCCAUGGACCUGCGGGAAGACCUGCUAGUUAUCGGCACGGCGGACCGCAGCCUGCACGCCCUAUUCGUCACGCAGCCGCAGCAGAUCAAGACCUUACCGUCACAGCUUAAAUGGCAGACGCGCUGCGUGGCAGUGUUUCCCGACAAGAAGGGAUUCCUUGUUGGCUCCAUCGAAGGCCGUGUGGCCGUGUCCCAUCUCAGUGAACAGGACCAAAAGGACAAGAACUUCACCUUCAAGUGCCACAGGCUCGAGACCGAGAUUUACUCGGUCAACACGAUGUCGUUCCAUAACACGUACGGCACCUUCGUCACGGCGGGCUCAGAUGGCACAUAUAAUUUUUGGGACAAAGACUCCAAGCAGCGGCUCAAGGCGCAGGCCAAGGCCAUGUACCCCAAUGGUCAGCCCGCGCCGAUAACUUGUGGCUCCUUUGACCGGACGGGCACCAUUUAUGGCUAUGCACUCAGCUACGAUUGGAGCAAGGGAUACGCGGAGUACAACCCCGCAACCAUGAAGCCGUACAUCAUGUUGCACUCGUGCAAGGAGGAUGAGGUGAAGCCCAAGCCCAAGACCCUCACUGCUGGGCGGAAGUGA
This is a messenger RNA of Volvox carteri f. nagariensis, 1195 nucleotides long. Its product is annotated as mRNA export protein-like protein. Bases 134 to 1195 code for a protein of 353 amino acids. Gene Ontology annotation, molecular function: ubiquitin binding; RNA binding. Gene Ontology annotation, biological process: transcription-dependent tethering of RNA polymerase II gene DNA at nuclear periphery; RNA export from nucleus. Gene Ontology annotation, cellular component: nuclear pore. The transcript has a single exon. NCBI's taxonomy places the organism in Eukaryota, Viridiplantae, Chlorophyta, Chlorophyceae, Chlamydomonadales, Volvocaceae. The record is from RefSeq and is a predicted model, not a curated record.